This is a messenger RNA of Penicillium maclennaniae, 246 nucleotides long. RefSeq lists its product as uncharacterized. The transcript has a single exon. Lineage: Eukaryota; Fungi; Ascomycota; Eurotiomycetes; Eurotiales; Aspergillaceae. The coding region runs from base 1 to 246 and encodes 81 amino acids. The record is from RefSeq and is a predicted model, not a curated record.
AUGCAGCGUCAGCCCUGCUUCUGCGCCAAUCAUCACCGCACAAGUACCCUUGCCAAGGAAGAGAACCGCCGACCUCGUCUCACCGCUGCGACGGCAGAGCGUCUCCACCACUCGGGAGCGACCACACGCAGGAGUCUGCAGAUGCCAUCACCGCUAGUUUCUCCGGCCCUGAUCCACUGGUCCUCGAUGCUGCCAGCGCUCUGCCAGCCUGCACUAUGCGUCGCGGGCACACGCCAUGUUGGAUAG